GCGACGAACGUUGAUGGCGGGUGUUUCGGAAGCUGAAAAAUCCCACAGCUAAUACGUUUUUGACCUAAGAUGGCACAGAAAUUUACUCCUAAAUUUUGGAAGCCGGGGUCAGAGGAACCCAUAACACCCUUGGAGGAAGAGAGGAAGUCAACGUCAGAGGAGGCAGCCACAGCGUUUGUUUACAACCCAGAUAUAUCCAAGUCCAUCGAAAAACAACGACAAAAAUUGCCUGUUUUCCAACUUCGGAAUCAUAUCCUGUACUUGUGUGAGACAUAUCAGACUGUAGUCAUUGUUGGAGAGACUGGAUGUGGGAAAAGUACACAAAUUCCUCAGUACCUGUUGGAGGCGGGCUGGGGAGCUGAAGGUCAUGUGAUAGGAGUCACACAGCCCCGGAGAGUCGCAGCAGUCACGGUGGCGACACGUAUUGCUGAAGAGCGGGGCACUAUACUUGGAGAGGAGGUUGGCUACACCAUCAGGUUUGAUGACUGCUCCGACAAAACGAGGACUCGCAUAAAGUUCAUGACAGAUGGUAUGAUGAUAAGGGAAAUAAUGGAAGACCCCCUGCUAAGGAAGUACAGUAUUUUGAUGUUGGAUGAGGCCCAUGAGAGGACGCUUAACACAGACAUUGUGAUGGGACUCCUGAGGAAGAUAAUGAAGAAAAGGGAGGACCUGAGGAUCAUUGUGGCCUCGGCGACACUCAAUGCUGAGGAAAUGAAGAAGUUCUUUAAUAACAAUGACACAGGAGAAAGAAGACAUGACAAGGCCACCAUUCUGUCCAUAGAAGGUCGGACGUUUCCUGUGGAUAUCCACUACAGUUUAGAUCCCGUACCGAAUUAUGUGAAGGCUACCGUUGAUACUGUCAUGAAGAUCCACCAUGGAGAGAAACCUGGAGAUGUGCUGGCCUUUCUAACCGGACAGGAUGAAGUCCAGAAGGUUGUGCGGCUAUUGAUAGAGGAAGCCAGACGUAUCCCUAAAGACAAACUCAAGAUGAAGGUUGUACCUAUGUACGGUAGUCUGCCAGCAUCUGAACAGAUGAAGGUUUUUCAAAAGACACCGUUUAAUACAAGGAAGAUGGUGAUAGCCACAAAUAUUGCAGAGGCAUCUAUAACAAUAGACGCAAUUGUAUACAUUGUGGACUGUGGCUUUGUGAAAUUAGUGGCUUAUAAUCCCAAGACUGGAGUAGAGUCGUUAGUGAUUAUUCCUGUAUCCCAAGCAUCAGCCAAUCAGAGGGCUGGUCGGGCUGGCAGAGUGCGUGCUGGGAAGGCCUUCAGACUCUACACAGAGACAGCCUACGAUGAGCUGUCGCCAGCCACAGUACCGGAGAUGCAGCGUAGUGACAUGGCGCCUGUUGUUCUGCAGAUGAAAGCUCUUGGGGUCGGCAAUGUUUUACGCUUCAACUUUCUCUCACCCCCACCAGCCCAGAACAUGGUUCGAGGUCUGGAGCUACUGUAUGCUCUGGGUGCGAUGGAUGACAAUGGUAUGCUAACCUCACCCUUGGGAUUACAAAUGGCCGAGUUUCCGCUGUCUCCCAUGUUUGCCAAGAUGUUGCUGGUAUCUGGAGAGUACCAGUGUUCCGUGGAAGCAGUUGCCGUGGCGGCGAUGACCCAGAUACAGAAUGUUUUUGUGACUCCCUCUGGUCAGAGGAAUACAUCCGACAAGAUGAAACGGAAAUUUUCAGUAGACGAAGGAGACCAUGUAACCCUCGUCAACGUUCUCGCUGCUUUCCUCAAGUAUGGUAAGAGUAAGAAGUGGUGUCAUGAGUACCUAUUGAACUACAAGGGCCUCACACGGGCCGUCCAGAUCCGAGAUCAGCUCACUCGACUCCUCACACGAUUCAACAUUCCUAUCGUGUCCUGUGAAGAAAACGUCGACAAUCUACGACGCUGUAUCACCACAGGCUUCUUUGCCAAUGCUGCAUAUCUCCACUAUUCUGGAGAAUAUCGGUCAGUCAGGGAUGACCACCACCUUCACAUCCACCCAACUUCUGUCCUGGCUGUUGAGAAACCCCCUCCAUGGGUUGUCUUCAAUGAAGUGGUUCAGACCAGCAAGGACUACAUGAGAGACAUCACGGUCAUCAAGCCUGGCUGGCUGGCCGAGCUCGCCCCACACUUUUACCAGUUUGGUACAGAAAGAGAAAUUGCAGCGAAACGAUCAAAGUAUAUUUAGGAGAACGGACCAUGAUGGAAUGAAUGCCCUUAACAGGAUGAGUACUUCCCUUCAGGUGACCUGACAUACCACUGACCUGACAUACCGCUGACCCGACAUACCGCUGACCGUCAGCAGAGAGACGCUUCACCUGGUUACAGGUCGAUUUCAAGGAGACUCCGAGAAUUGCAGAUGAAAAAAACAGUCACCUAUCUUUUGAGGGCUGUGACUGUGAAAAGUAUAUUCUGAAUUAUGUCCAGUUUUUCUUCAGAGGAUAACACUUUAAUCAACAGUAAGGAGAAAACUUGUACUUUGACUAUUUCAAAGCUUCUAAACAGCUUGGAGUAUUUGGUUGACUUUGAGAUGAAUGCACAUGAUCAUUUUGACCUAUACAAAACACAUAUCUCUAAGAGUGUCAACUCUCAGAUCAUCUUCACCAAGUUCAGAAAAUUAGAUCAUGAAACAUUUGUGAAUGAGAAUGUCUUUGUUUAAAUGCGAGAAAUAAAUGAGUAAUAGAAUCUGUCACCCCAUUGGGGGCGAGAUAGGGGAAUCUUAAGAAUCUUUACCCGAGGGUUGAGAUUCCCCCAUCUCAUCUCAAGGGGGUGAAUGAUUCUUUUUCUCUUACCCUAUUCUCCCAUUGUGAUCAUGUACAUAAUGUAAUGAUAAUAUUACAGGCUAAAUUCAGGGCUGACGUGAUGUCAUUGUAUUGUUGACAUGAUGUUAUGAAUAAGAGAAUCCUCCCCUCUCAACCCUAGGGUGAGACAAGGAUAUCUCACAACGGUGAAAGUGUGGAUACACCUGUCCCGGGUAAGAGAAAAUGUUGUCUUUGUUUAGAUGUUAGAAUUAAUGAGACUGCUGUGUCUUUGUUUACAUGUAAUAUACGAGAAUGAAGUUAAGAUGUGAGCAAGAGUGAGAAUAUCCACUUUGUUAAGAUUUGUUACCGAGUAAUUUUAAUCUAGAGAACAUGCAUUUUUAAAUAAAACAAAUUUGUGAUAGUGAA
Mizuhopecten yessoensis (Yesso scallop) is the source of this 3145-nucleotide messenger RNA. Its product is annotated as probable ATP-dependent RNA helicase DHX35. The coding region runs from base 70 to 2166 and encodes 698 amino acids. The transcript is spliced from 24 exons. NCBI's taxonomy places the organism in Eukaryota, Metazoa, Mollusca, Bivalvia, Pectinida, Pectinidae. Gene Ontology annotation, cellular component: catalytic step 2 spliceosome; intracellular anatomical structure. The record is from RefSeq and is a predicted model, not a curated record. Gene Ontology annotation, molecular function: ATP binding; RNA binding.